AUGGCGGCAGCAUUCGGUCCACCUUCGAGAUCCUCAAAGGCAAAUGCAACGUCUUCGUAUAGAUUAUUAUCGACAGAUAGAUCGAAAAAAAGCACGGCAAUAACAAAAACAAAGACAGUUGAAGACGUAAUUGAUCCAGUCGAACAACGUAUUAAUCAGAUUAACAUGCAUCUAUUAAGCGGAAAAGCUCCACGGCAUGUUAUACCUGCAGAACCGACGCUUGUCUUCCAGAGAUUUCUGUUUUUAGGUGGAUUGAAAUCCUUAAAUGACAAAGAUUAUCUCACACGUUUAAACAUCACUCAUAUAAUAUCAGUUGUUUGGAUUCAACCGAGAGCGGCUUGCAUCACGUCAACUAUGAAACACCUUUUCAUCAAAGCGGAUGAUUGUACUUCAUUCGAUAUGUCUCCGUAUUUCGAGCAAACUUGUCAGUUUAUAGACGAAGCGCGACAGGCUGGCGGUCGUGUACUUGUUCAUUGUGCUUGUGGAGUAUCCCGUUCGUCGACGAUCUGUUGUGCAUAUUUAAUCAGACACCAUUCGAUGUCUGUUGAGGAAGCACUCAUUCACCUUCGAUCACGGCGUCAUAUCAUUCGACCGAAUGCUGCUUUUCUCCGUCAGUUAAUUCAGUACAGUGAACUAAUCGAUACUUACAAAAGACGAAUAGAUGAAAAUUGA
Adineta ricciae is the source of this 672-nucleotide messenger RNA. The record is from the annotation of a GenBank genome assembly. Lineage: Eukaryota; Metazoa; Rotifera; Eurotatoria; Adinetida; Adinetidae.